AUGAUUGUUGAUACUGCUAAUGUCGAGAACAUCCCUGUAGUUAACGAGUUUCUUGAUGUGUUUCCUAAUGAUUUGCUUGGAGACUUAAUUGAUAGGAAAAUCGAGUUUAUUAUUGAUGUUGUUUAUAGCGAUGCUUCAUAUAAAGGCUUGGAGUGUGUGAGAGCAACCGAUUCAGAUUGUCAAUCAAAGGAUCAAAAGGCUAAGGGAAACAAAGAAAUUCCACUGGUGAAAGUUGAUUGGAAAAACCAUAGAGGAACUUAUGCAACAUACGAAACAGAAGAAGAUAUGAUGAAAAGAUACCCUAAUUUGUUCCCUUUAGAUCUAACAUUCUUUCUGACUGAAGAUGUCAAAGUGGUUGCAUUGAGCAAUGCUCUACAAAAUCUCAAGUUAGCAUCUCCUGAUAUUCAAAAAGACAUUGUAAAUGUGGCCGCAUUUGAAACUAUCACUAUGAUUAUUAAAGAUCUUGGUGAUGCACAUUUUUCUAUUUUGAUUGAUGAAGCCCGUGACAUGUCAAUCAAGGAGCAAAUGGCAGUUGUAAUACGAUAUGUUAACAAAAAAGGCCAAGUGAUUGAGUGCUUUUUAGGUAUUGAGCAUGUUGCUAAUACGAAUGCUCUCUCACUCAAGCAAGCUGUAGAAAAUUUACAUUCCAGACUUGGAUUGAGUAUUUCCAUAUUCCGGGGUCAAGGAUAUAAUGGGGCUAGUAAUAUACAAGGUGAGUUAAAUGGUCUUGAAACACUUAUAUUGAAGGAGAAUCCUUGUGCAUAUUAUGUUCAUUGUUUCGCUCAUCAAUUGGAAAAGCAAGUUGCAAAAGUUGCUGAAACACUUAAUACUGGAGAGCUAUCUAGUGGCAAGGCUUAA
This is a messenger RNA of Camellia sinensis, 858 nucleotides long. Lineage: Eukaryota; Viridiplantae; Streptophyta; Magnoliopsida; Ericales; Theaceae. The record is from RefSeq and is a predicted model, not a curated record.